ACAUGUGCAAACUGACAAGAACUGCGAUUCAUGGAGAAAAUAUUAGCCCUCAUAGCUGUAUCUUUAGGCAAAAAAGUUACGGUAUAUGCUGUGGGAAGGUACUAUGGAUUCCCAAGACUUUAUAGACGAUUUGCAGAGUUCAACAGAAGAGUAACAUCUAACAGACAGACCCUUAGGAGAAGACAAGAAGUAAUGAAGUUUGUGUUCAGAGUUCCAAACAGAAUUUUAGAAUUUUUCAGGAGAACAAAGAGCAUAAGAUGACAAAGAAUGCUGAGCCGGAAAAUUGUGAAAAAUAACCUGAAAUAUAAUUGUACAUAGAAGCAUCUUAGCAGUGUUCAUAGAUUAUCUGUUCAUUGUUUCAUUUUGUAAAUAUAUAUGCAGAUGAAUUUUUCACCUCUGUCAGAGUACAUGACAUGCACAAAUCAAAAAUCUCCGAGUGCGCAUUACAAUAAACAUACUAAAGGUCCUACUUGAUGAA
Stylophora pistillata is the source of this 478-nucleotide messenger RNA. RefSeq lists its product as uncharacterized. NCBI's taxonomy places the organism in Eukaryota, Metazoa, Cnidaria, Anthozoa, Scleractinia, Pocilloporidae. The record is from RefSeq and is a predicted model, not a curated record.